CAAGCUAACGUAUCGGAGAAAUUAUCCAGCAGACCGCCAUUUUCCAUCUCUAUCGCUCUCUCCUAGAACCCCAAAGGAAAGCGACGCCAUGCUACGGUCUUUGAAGAAUGCCCAUGCCGCUAUUGCCGUCCACAAAAGCUCGCGAACUCAGCCCCUAUUGGUGUUCUCAGCCCAAGCCCCCAAAGUUAAUGGCGGCAGAAGCCAUCUCUUCUUCUCUCCUUUUGCUUAUCAUCUUCUCCUUCGCUUCGCUAGCCGCAUCCCAAACGACAACAGAGGAUGGAGAGAGGCAAAUUCUCCUCCGAAUCAGGGAGGAUUGGGGAAAGCCCUCGCUUCUCAGCGCUUGGAACGACUCCAACUCCACCAACCACUGCAACUGGACCGGAAUCGGAUGCUCCGCCCAUGGCUCUGUCACCAAUAUCACACUCUUCAACCGAAACAUCAGCCAACCGAUCCCCGCCACCAUCUGCAAGCUGAGAAGUCUCUCCUUUCUCGACCUCCGUUACAACUACAUCACCACCUCCUUUCCGACGUCCCUCUACAACUGCUCUAACCUCUUGCACCUCGACCUAUCCUGGAACCACUUCGUCGGUGUGAUCCCCUCCGAUAUCUACCGUCUCUCUCCCCGACUCACUGACCUCAUCCUCUCAGGCAAUAACUUCACCGGAGACAUUCCCCCCUCCAUCGGCCGGCUCCAGGCCAUCAAGAAUCUUUCUCUCGAUGACAACCACUUCAAUGUGUCCUUCCCAGCUGAGCUCGGCAACCUCUCAAACCUCCAAACCCUCUGGCUUGCAUAUAAUCCCUUCGCUCCGGCAACGAUCCCCUCAACUUUCCGCAAUUUGACACAGCUGAGCUCCCUGUGGAUGGCCUCCACCAAUUUGAAGGGCGAGAUCCCUGAAUUCAUCUGGAGUCUAAAGAAGCUGCAGGACCUUGUUUUAUCUGCAAACGAUCUAACUGGAGAGAUCAACAUCGACGGACCAAUUGGCGCCUUGGGGCUAGAAGUGAUCGACGUCUCGAUGAAUCAAUUAAGUGGAUCCAUCCCGGAGGAAUUCGGCAAGCUUCAGAACCUCUCGUUGCUUUAUAUGUACGGCAACCGGCUUUCCGGCGAGAUUCCAGCGAGCAUCGGCCUGCUCCCGGCGCUGGCCUUUCUCUCGUUCUCCCACAACAGCCUGACCGGGGUUCUACCACCAAAUUUGGGGAAAUAUUCCCCGCUGCGGUUCCUUUGGGUCCAGGAUAACAUGAUCUCCGGCUCGCUGCCAGAGUAUAUCUGCGCCAGUGGAUCUCUGACCUUGAUCGACGUUUCUAAGAACAACCUCACCGGCAACGUGCCGGCGUCUCUGGAUAACUGCUUCACCCUGACCUACAUCUAUAUCCAAAGCAAUAGAUUCUCGGGCGACUUCCCCGGCAAGAUCUGGUCGGCGGUGAACCUCACGGAGGUGAUCAUGAACGAUAACGCUCUCUCCGGCACCUUACCGGCCAAAUUGCCAUCAAAACUUACAUGGCUGGAGAUCCAAAACAACCAAUUCUCCGGCAACAUUCCGUCAACCGCCGAAAGUCUGCAGGGCCUUUUAGCGAGCAACAACUUAUUAUCUGGCGAUAUUCGAGCUGUAUCGACCGGAGUCUCCAAACUUUUAAUGCUACGUCUCGGAGGGAACCUGAUCUCUGGCCAUAUCCCACCGGGGAUAUCAGAGCUGAAAUUUUUGAGUGUUCUCAAUCUCAGCAGCAACCAUCUUGUCGGCGAGAUCCCUGCAGCAAUUGGGUCCUUAUGGAAACUCACCUCCCUCGAUCUAUCGAUUAACCAACUGUCCGACUCAAUUCCGCCAGAGAUCGGAGGCCUCCACCUCAACACGUUCAACCUCUCAUCCAACCGGCUCUCCGGCGAGAUCCCGAUCUCACUACAAAAGGUAGCCUACAAGCGAAGCUUCCUCUCGAACCCCAGCCUCUGCGCUUCCAGUGAUCUCUUUAACGUCCCCGUCUGCAAACAUGGUUUGCCAUGGAAGCUACGUAUAAUCCUCAUCGUUCUCGCUUCACUCGUCUCCUUGAUGGCAACCGUCUUCACCGUCUUCAAACGAAGAGACCGUCAUGGAAAAAGCAAUGUCAGAGAUUUACCCACGUGGAAGAUGAUGUCUUUCUAUCCGUUGGAUUUUAUAGAGUCCACCAUCCUGAGUGGGCUCACGGAAGACAACCUUAUCGGGAGUGGCGGGGGCGGGAAAGUAUAUCGGAUUGUGCUGGAGGACCACGUUGCACAGAUCGUGGCCGUUAAAAAGAUCUGGAACACCAGGAAGCUUGAUUCCCUGCUGGAGAAGGAGUUCCAAGCUGAGGUCCAAAUUCUAGGCUCCAUCAGGCAUGCGAAUAUUGUUAAACUACUCUGCUGCCUCUGGAGCAUCGACACGAAGCUGCUAGUAUACGAGUACAUGGAGAACGGGAGCCUGGAGCUGUGGCUUCACAAGAAGUGGAGGGUGGGGGAGCAAACCAAAGAGAUGAACUCUGAUCACAUGCCUUUAGAUUGGUCGACCAGGUUGCGGAUUGCUGUUGAUGUGGCACGAGGGUUAUGCUACAUGCACCAUGGUUGCUCCCCACCGAUCGUGCACCGAGAUGUGAAGUCCAGUAACAUAUUAUUAGACUCGGAAUUUAGAGCCAAGAUCGCCGAUUUUGGUCUGGCUCGAAUGCUCGUCAAGCCUGGAGAGCCCAAUACGGUGUCGGCUGUGGCGGGGACAUUCGGCUACAUGGCUCCAGAAUGCGCAUACUCGAGAAAAGUAAAUGAGAUAAUGGAUGUGUACAGCUUUGGAGUGAUUCUUUUGGAACUAACCACCGGAAGGAAAGCAAGGGAUGGUGGAGAGUAUGAUAAUCUAGCAGGAUGGGCUUGGCGCUGCUUACAGGAGGAUAAUAACAAGGUGAUUGAUGCUAUAGAUCAGGAUAUCAAGGAACCGAUAAAUAUAAAGGAGAUUGCACUUGUCUUUAAAUUAGGAGUCAUGUGCACUAGCCCAUUACCUUCUUCAAGACCUACAAUGAAGGAUGUACUACAAAUCUUAUUACGAUGUCAACAAGCUUCUGCAAAUGUUACCAUGGUGUGAAUGAAAAGAUGGUAUUGGAGAGCUUCUACUGCGACAGCUGGUUGCGAGCAUAUCAUCUUGAUCAACCGCAGGCUAUCGUACCCAUGAACAGCUGUUGAGGACCCACGCAAGCAACACCAAGGAAGCGCCAAGCCAAGGCAGGAUCGUGUGCCAACUGAAGGGCAAAGUGGCCCCGCCAACCAAAAAGGACAUCAGGACGUAAAAAGGCCAACAGAGGGUCAAGCCAAGGUCAGUCACUUUGCCGGGAAAAGCCUUGGCCAAGCCCCUUCAUUUGGCCAAGCACGCCCAUGGUCGGCCGAGACCAUGCCCGGGUCGCACGCACCGCGCCCAUGCAUGCCAAGCCUCGGCCGAGUGCGCCAAACCUCGGCCAAGCCAACUGCGCGCCCAUGCGUGCCCAAGCCUCGGCCGAGCAUGCCCAACCAUGGCCAAGCCCACCGCAUGCGCAGUCCCGCCAAAGCCAUGCCGCAGCCAGGACCAGCCGUGGUCAGCCAGCAUGCUACAGUGCGGCGAGGUUCGGCUGCAAGAACUUUGCCAGCUACAGUGACCACGCCUGCUACAGUGCGGCGAGGUUCUUGGGCAAGAACCUCGCCAGCUACAGUGACCGCGCAGAGCCAGCACGCAAGCCAGACUGCUACAGUGCGGCGAGGUUCGGCUGGCCGAACCUCGCCUGCUACAGUGCCCGCGCGCACAGUGCCAGCACGCCC
This is a messenger RNA of Phoenix dactylifera (date palm), 3775 nucleotides long. NCBI's taxonomy places the organism in Eukaryota, Viridiplantae, Streptophyta, Magnoliopsida, Arecales, Arecaceae. The record is from RefSeq and is a predicted model, not a curated record.